Molecule: messenger RNA, 1431 nt
Organism: Alternaria rosae
Lineage: Eukaryota; Fungi; Ascomycota; Dothideomycetes; Pleosporales; Pleosporaceae
Exons: 1
Coding region: 233-1207 (324 amino acids)
Molecular function (GO): protein binding
Source: RefSeq, a predicted model, not a curated record
CAUCUUUUAGCGGGAUCAUUCCCGUAGCGGAAUGAAGAGCCCAGUAGACAGCCUUUCAUCCCCUCCUCAGUUCUGGAAAGGCAUCGUUGAGGCUAAACAAUGAUCAGCUAUGUGAAAGUACAUAGUGGCGCUGCAUCAACUACAAAAUAUAGUACCUUCUGUGCUCAUUCACAUCUCAACCCUGACUUCUCGGUAUAAUUGUCGAUAUAGCAGCUAGGCCAACUUCGCAUCCAUGGCCAACCCACAGUGUACCACUUGCGGGACUGCCGUUGUCCGCCAGGAUCCAGAACAGCCUCACCCCAACGCCAUGUGGUACAAGAAUCCGCUAUUAGCUGACAUUACCAUUAAAUACGGCGACGACGGUGAAGAAGAGUUUGUCGGUCAUCGUCUUGUUCUUUGCUCAGUGAGUGAGUGGUUUAUGAAGGCAUCCGAAAACUUCAAGGAAGCCAAUGAUCCGGUUAUGAUUCUCAAGGGCGACCAUCCGGAGGGCCUGGAGGCACUUUUUGAGUACGCGUACAAGAAAGAGUAUCUAGAGACAGUUGGAAUUCCAGAUGAGUUGACGGAGCUAAGACAGCGGUUCCGGCAUCGUCUGCAUGUCUUUGCAGUAGCCGAUAAGUAUCAAGUCGAGGGCCUAGCAGCUCUGGCUUAUCGUCAGCUCAAGCAGCUCGUGGAUCUCUUCACUGAACCAAGACGGACCUAUGGUGACGAAGAUGAAACGACAGCACCUGAGUUCUUCAGAUUCAUGUUGAGGCAAGUGUAUCGUGAUAGCGAGCGAUACUUUCCAGCUCUGCGCGACGACCAAAACCAGGCCGAUCAGGCCGCAGAAGGCACUUUCCCGACAGGCCCGUCUGGGACUGAGUGCCCCAACUCCACGUCUUCAGAGAAUGUCCCUGUACACGUUACAUCUCAGCGCCACAACCGUGCGCUGGAAGAAACACCCAACCCUCCGAACCCACAUUCAACCGAGGAUAGAAGUUCACACCACCCUCUCGAUCGUGUCCAAGAUCUUCUAGUUGAGGGAGCCAUCAACGCCUGGGUCAACGCCCAUCCAGACUUCAAUCGUCAACAUCUUGUGCCUCUUGCGCAAAUGUUUCCUGAUUUUGGAACGGAUCUUAUUGUUGCAGUACUAAAGUCGGAUCAGAUAGAAGGCAUCCCCGAGUGCCUUUUUGGAGAUGAGGACUACGAUUAUGGCAGUUAUAUCGAGUGAUUGCGCGCCCGGAUCUUGUGAUACCUAGAUAUCUUACAAUGGAGUUCUUAAGAGAGGUAUGGAGGACGCGUAGCGGAGCCAUCGAAUUCUUGUAGACUCAAAGCGUAUAUAAUUCUGUGAUACUCUGUUUGCAAUGCGACAAAUGUUUCUGAGACUGAUUGCAGUUCGUGUGCCAAGAUGGUAGCAGGGCUACAUGUCGAAAGCGAUGGAGUGAAAGUGAAGUU